CGGCGGAGGGAGACGUCAUUGCAGGGUUGUUUGUGCAGCCUCGGCGGCGGCGGUGACCCACAGUGAUUCGGCCGCCGCGCCGGGGGGUGGGGGGGCUGUGCGGGACUCUUUUCUUUCGGACUGACCGCGGGGCAGCUGGGGAGCAUGUCGACCCCGGCCCGGAGGAGACUUAUGCGAGAUUUCAAGCGAUUGCAAGAGGACCCACCUGUGGGUGUCAGUGGCGCACCAUCUGAAAACAACAUCAUGCAGUGGAAUGCAGUUAUAUUUGGACCAGAAGGGACACCCUUUGAAGAUGUGUAUGCUGAUGGUAGCAUAUGUUUAGAUAUCCUUCAGAAUAGAUGGAGUCCAACUUAUGAUGUAUCUUCUAUCCUAACAUCAAUUCAGUCUCUGUUGGAUGAACCAAAUCCAAACAGUCCAGCCAAUAGCCAGGCAGCACAGCUUUAUCAGGAAAACAAACGAGAAUAUGAGAAGAGAGUUUCGGCCAUUGUUGAACAAAGCUGGAAUGAUUCAUAAUAGACAACUGGUCUGUUAAUCUUUUUCAUCAUUGUUGUGUAUAAUUUACCUCUCAGUAGAAAGGCUAACAAAUUUUAAGUGCCACAGGUUUUAAGGAUUCUGCAGAGAAAAAAAAAAGUCCUUCAGUUUAGAACCUACAAAAGCUCGUGUAUCUUGAUUAAUGUACUUUUUAUUGCAUGGUGUGAACUAAGUUAUUGCUUACAUAAAUUUGUAAUAUAUCCUGUUUGUAUUUUUUUCCAAGUGUAUAAUGUUGGUGUGGAGUUUUCAUGACAGAAUAUACACAUUUUGUAAAUCUGUACUUUUUUCAAAUAUUGAAUGCCUUAUUUUUGAAUUCUUUAGAUUUUUAAAUUGGAGAAAAGCACUUAAAGUUUUUUAUAUAUGAAUAUUACAUGUAAAGCUGUUAAAAUACAUAACUUCAGUGCAAGAGACUUUGUCACUUAUUUCCUUAUCUGAGCAGAAGGGGUUAAUAAGUCUCUAGCUCUCCAUCAAUUGAUAGUUUCUAAUUUCAAAAAAAAGAUUUAUAUUUUAUCAAGAAAUUUCUCAAAUUUGAUUCUAAACACCAAUUCUAAUCUCAAACUUUACUUUUUAUGUUCCUAUAUUAUUUUCAGUUGAGCAAUUAUAGACCUAACUGGUUUGAUUCUGUCCAGCUCUGUACUUAGGCCACUUGUUACUGUUUCUUCAUGCACUACUUACUGUUAAACUGUAGCUUUUACGAUUCCACGUUUUGCACCGCCACCAUGAGGAUCUGGCAUCUCCACUAUGAGCAGAGAGCUGAUGUGAUUUGCUGCUUGAUAGCACUUUAAAAGAUUUUUGAUAACGAAGAAAGCAAAACCAUCAACAUUUACCAAAAAUUCAUGCCCCACUAUUAACAAAAAAUAAGAAUUUGUUGCGUUGGUUGAACAAGGCAGGUAUUUGGAAGGUAUCUUGAUGUAAUUUAAGUAUUUGAAAACUGCCUUUUAAUGCAAUUGCAUACCUGUUUAUUCUGAGAACAUGUUUUAAUACCAGGGCCUGCUGAGUUGCUUUCUCUUGUGGAGAUUUUUUUUUUUAUCUCCUAAGUUGUAUAAAAGUUGUACUGCAUCUUAGUUUACUGGAUAAACUUAAAACACGGUAUUGUAGAAAGCUAAUACAAAGCUAUCCUAUGCCUUCAAAUAGUACAGAAAAUGGAAAAUAUACAAGUAAAUUCUGUUGAACCA
Messenger RNA from Sus scrofa (pig), 1706 nucleotides. RefSeq names its product ubiquitin conjugating enzyme E2 B (gene UBE2B). NCBI's taxonomy places the organism in Eukaryota, Metazoa, Chordata, Mammalia, Artiodactyla, Suidae. The record is from RefSeq and is a predicted model, not a curated record.